AUGACCGAUCUGAAAACAACUCCAUCUGAAGAGAACACUUUGUCGUCUAAAGGUUAUAAAUUAUUAAAAUUUCUGGGUGAGGGAGCAUACGCUAAGGUAUUUUUAACAGAGUAUACUGGCAAAACCGAUAAUCAUAAAGCUAUACUGGCAUGUAAAGUUAUAGAAACAUUAAAAGCCCCGAGAGACUUUGUUAUAAAGUUUUUACCGCGCGAAAUAGACGUCCUUAUCCGUUUGAAUCAUCCUCAUAUGAUUCAUGUCCACAGUAUAUUUCAAAGGAAAACCAAGUAUUACAUCUUUAUGAGAUAUGGUGAGAAUGGCGAUUUGUUGGGUUAUAUAUUAAAAAAUGGUGCAGUGUCAGAGAAUCAGUCGAGAGUGUGGAUGCGUCAACUUGCGCUAGGCUUGCAAUAUCUCCACGAACUAGAAAUAACACACCGCGAUAUCAAAUGCGAAAACAUUCUGUUGACGGCAAACUUUAACGUUAAGCUCUCAGACUUCGGCUUUGCACGGUUUGUCGUGGAUGACGAUGACCAGCCUGUGCUAAGCGAAACGUACUGCGGGUCCAUGUCAUAUGCAGCGCCGGAAAUUUUACGUGGAAAACCUUACCAGCCCAAACCAACAGAUCUCUGGUCGUUGGGCGUAGUGUUGUUUGUUAUGUUGAAUAAAUCUAUGCCUUUCGAUGAUACGCGAAUGAGAAAGUUAUAUGAGCAACAGAUGGGAAAAAAGUACAGGUUCAGAUCUCGAAUAGGUAGCAUGAUCACACUUGAAUGCAAAUCUCUCGUUAAACAUCUGUUAGAACCAGACCCAGGACUGCGUCACAAUGCCACGCAGAUCAUAAAUUCAGACUGGAUUGCUAUGGACAGUCGUUUAACCACUAUGAAUGCAGUUGAAGCAGCAGCCCUUAAACGAGCUAAAGACGAAAAACGGAAAUAUUCAGAGAACGCUCGAAACCCAUCAAAUAGAAAUGAGGACAUGCUGGUAGAACCGCAAAGGGAUUCUGUUUAUAGAGCCAGUGAAAUGAUUAAAUCUCUAGCUAACAUAACAUCUAGACAAAAGAAACCUGAAUAG
Molecule: messenger RNA, 1065 nt
Organism: Arctia plantaginis
Lineage: Eukaryota; Metazoa; Arthropoda; Insecta; Lepidoptera; Erebidae
Source: the annotation of a GenBank genome assembly